AUGGGGAAAGUGUCUCCUAAAGAUGGGCAAUCCAAGACUCCGAAACAGAAAAAGCGAUCGAAGUGUAUAAAGAGCAAGUAUCUGAGACCAGGUGCUCUUGCACAACUUCGGAACACGAAGAUUUCUGCUGCUAAAUCGAUUACUGAUCUUUGGAAGAAAAGAGUGGUUGUAAGAAAUGCAGAUGAUGUUAAGGAGGAAGUUGUGCUUCCAAAUGAUGUUAAGGUUGAGAGUCCCAUAUUUCUAUCUCCCGUGAGAUCUCGUUUGGGUGCCGUAACUUCACCCUUGGAUUUAGCCAAGCAGAAUAAUUUGCAAAUGACACCAAAGACACCCGGAGAUGUAGAAGGCACGUCGGAGUCUAGGCUUGAGUCACUUCCAUUGGAUUUGUUG
Capsicum annuum is the source of this 387-nucleotide messenger RNA. RefSeq names its product F-box protein At4g35930-like. The annotation marks the transcript as partial. The transcript has a single exon. Lineage: Eukaryota; Viridiplantae; Streptophyta; Magnoliopsida; Solanales; Solanaceae. The record is from RefSeq and is a predicted model, not a curated record.